UUGUUAAGAAUUUAAUAUUUGAAUAUUCAAUUCGAAUACCACGUGUUGAAAUUUUAGGAAUUUAUUCAUUCAUAGCAAGAUAAUAUGAACCACACCAUUCCAACCGAUAAUGUCAAGUAUUCAGAAUCGAAUUUUUGGGAAAAAAGAUAUUCUGAUGAGAACCAAGCAACGAAUGAAUGGCUUGGAGAUUAUUCAUUAUUCUGUGAUUAUUUCAGAGAAAAUGUCAACAAAUCUUUAUCGAUUCUGAUUUUAGGAUGUGGUAAUAGUUUGCUAUCAGAACAAUUAUUCGAAGAUGGAUAUAAAAAUAUUCAUAAUAUUGAUAUUUCAUCGACUGUGAUUAAAACGAUGAGUGAACAUUGUGAGAAAUGUAAACGAAUGAAAUGGUCAACAAUGGAUUGUCGACGUCUUGAAUUCCCAGAUGAAACAUUCGAUGUCAUUGUUGAAAAAGCUACGUUAGAUGUAUUUUUAGUGAGUGAAAAAUCACCAUGGAAUUUAUCGGAUGAAGCGUUGCAAACGCUUCGACCGAUUGGACAAGAAAUUCAUCGAGUUUUACGAAAAAAUUCAGGUCAAUUUUUUUCCAUUACAUUUUCGGCACCACAUUUUCGACAUCCAUUGUUGGAAAAAAUGUUCGAUAGCAAUUUAAGAAUUAAAAAUAUCAAAAAUUUAGAUUCAACAACAGCUUCGUCAUCCAUCAAAUCCUGUUGUAUUUUUUGACAUUAUGAUCGGUAACACUGAAGUUGGCCGUAUGAAAAUGGAACUUUUUGCCGAUGUUGUGCCUAAA
Messenger RNA from Dermatophagoides pteronyssinus (European house dust mite), 781 nucleotides. Its product is annotated as EEF1A lysine methyltransferase 4-like. Gene Ontology annotation, molecular function: S-adenosylmethionine-dependent methyltransferase activity. The record is from RefSeq and is a predicted model, not a curated record. NCBI's taxonomy places the organism in Eukaryota, Metazoa, Arthropoda, Arachnida, Sarcoptiformes, Pyroglyphidae.